GACGACAGCAUGUCUGGCAGAGGCAAAGGCGGGAAGGGGCUCGGCAAGGGCGGUGCCAAGCGCCACCGCAAGGUGCUGCGCGACAACAUCCAGGGCAUCACCAAGCCGGCCAUCCGCCGCCUGGCUCGGCGCGGCGGCGUCAAGCGCAUCUCGGGGCUCAUCUACGAGGAGACGCGCGGCGUGCUGAAGGUCUUCCUGGAGAACGUCAUCCGCGACGCCGUCACCUACACCGAGCACGCCAAGAGGAAGACCGUCACGGCCAUGGACGUGGUCUACGCCCUCAAGCGCCAGGGACGCACCCUCUACGGCUUCGGCGGCUAAAACACGCCUUUUGUUCCCGGAUCACCUCGAGAAACCGAACCCAAAGGCUCUUUUAAGAGCCACCCACUUUCUCUCAGAAGAGCUGUGUUGCUUUGCUGUAUUUCUGUUUGCUCCUGCUUUGUUUUUAGUAAGUCUCCUCCUUCUCAUGCUCCCGCUCUCCGCCUCGCCACCCCCCAACCCCAUUUUUCAUGUCGGGCUGCAGCUUCUAAGCGGCUUAAGAAAAACGCCAAAACCCCGGUUAAGGCAAUAACACCCUCCCCCAAGAAAAUAAUCCUUUGUUUCCUCGUGACUAGCGUGUUUGACGAACACGGCGGGGCUUGUGAAGCAGGCGCUUGAU
Messenger RNA from Pseudopipra pipra, 658 nucleotides. RefSeq names its product histone H4. Bases 10 to 321 code for a protein of 103 amino acids. Gene Ontology annotation, biological process: nucleosome assembly. The transcript has a single exon. NCBI's taxonomy places the organism in Eukaryota, Metazoa, Chordata, Aves, Passeriformes, Pipridae. Gene Ontology annotation, molecular function: DNA binding; protein heterodimerization activity; structural constituent of chromatin. The record is from RefSeq and is a predicted model, not a curated record. Gene Ontology annotation, cellular component: nucleosome.